UCGGAACUUAUUAUUACAUCUUGACAUAAAUAAAUUAACUUUUUACAGAAGCGAAUUCACUUUUAUGACUUAUAACGAAUGCAUUCUCUCCUUGGCAAAAUUAAACUUUACGCUACCUACGCGAUAGGCAAGUGAAGUUAUAGUUCAUCACAAUUAACGCAACUCAAAUUGUUUCUUACGAGUUGGUAGAGAAAAUAUGUGAACAACUAUUGGAAGCAAGAAGGAACAUAGUGUGCAUGUAAGCCAACUCAAAGUCUUUUGGCAAACAUUUUGUAACGCAUUUGGAUGUUUUUUGCCAACAUUAUUAUAGCGCUCGCCUUUUGGUAUAAAAGUGCCAUUAACAGCAAAAGAAAAGCAGUUAGUAAAAUGAAGCUUUUGGUAGUUCUGUUUCUAAGCGCCAUCGUUGUAGCUUCUUCUAUAAAGAAACGUCCAGACUUAUGCUAUUUGACACAUUCGGCAAACACUAAGGAUCAAAGUUUGUGUACUAGCGGAGGCCAAAACCUUUGGUCUUUUGUCUCAAAGGCAAACUCCUGCGUAGAAUUUUAUUAUUACGGUUGCUAUGGAAACGAUAACCGCUUUUUCACGAAGACGCAAUGCGAGGAAGUAUGUCAGGAUAAAGAAGGCUUCAGUUUAUUGAAUAUAGGAGCAAGUUUUGGCUAA
Molecule: messenger RNA, 660 nt
Organism: Glossina fuscipes
Lineage: Eukaryota; Metazoa; Arthropoda; Insecta; Diptera; Glossinidae
Product: kunitz-type serine protease inhibitor microlepidin-1-like
Exons: 2
Coding region: 286-660 (124 amino acids)
Molecular function (GO): serine-type endopeptidase inhibitor activity
Source: RefSeq, a predicted model, not a curated record